Molecule: messenger RNA, 786 nt
Organism: Cladophialophora bantiana CBS 173.52
Lineage: Eukaryota; Fungi; Ascomycota; Eurotiomycetes; Chaetothyriales; Herpotrichiellaceae
Exons: 2
Coding region: 1-786 (261 amino acids)
Source: RefSeq, a predicted model, not a curated record
AUGUCUGAACGCAACCCUGCACCACCGUCUCCUCCCCUUCCACAGCACCGCCGUCGCUCGUCCUUUGUCGAUAUGUUCAACCCACGAACAAACUCCUCUCCCUCUUCUCUGUCCUCCUCCCCUCCCUCCCCGGGUGUUCCGUCCUCUCCCACCGUUCCACAGCACCGAAGAGGCACCUCGAUCACUGCUCUUGGCCUGACCACGAACCCCUCCAACCACACCCCCUUUGCCGCUUUCGGACUGCAACGACGAGCGAGUGUCGCCACCUCGUCCAUGUCAAGCUCCCCAGAUUUCAAAAACAGUUUCGGAGACGAGCCUGCUGUUCUUGAAGAGGAUGACCCCUCGCGGGCCACGGUACACCCUCCAUCCUCGCCAUCCUUUGCUAGACGGGUCAGUUUCGGCGCACAAGCUUUAAGAGAUGUUAGACUAGGAGGGAGCCCUGGUGCUGCUGGCGGUGGUAGGCGCCCCUCCUCCUCCCUUUUCACUCUAAAUGAGAAGUUCGAAAAUGCCAUUCCAUCACGUCGAGCUACGUCGGGGACGGCCAAGACUGCAGGAGAAGGCUUCAAUUGGUCCGAAGCCCUACGGGAUAGAUCGAAACGUUCCCCAUCCUUCUCCUCGGGCAAUCCCUUUAGCCAAGGCGCGACUCGUCCUCGCUCCGCAAGCAUUUCCAAUCCCGAACCGCCAAAAGAAAUCUCAAAGCCCGUCGAGCCGCCGCCUGCCAGGUUGAUGAAGAAACCAGAUGCCCUUGGCGAAAGAAUGCUCCGGGGCGACUUUAUGAUGGAUUGA